AUGACCCCACAUAAGGUUGAUUUACCACCACCCGCGCGAAGACUUGUACUCUUUGUUGGUGACGGUUUAAGAGCGGAUAAAUUAUAUCAAUUAUAUCAAGAUGAGAACAACAGUAGUCUAUAUACAAGAGCUCCUUUUUUAAGAGAUAUGGUGCUUAAUCAUGGAACAUGGGGGGUUUCUCAUACGAGGGUACCUACAGAAUCAAGACCGGGUCAUGUUGCAAUAAUUGCAGGAUUUUAUGAAGAUGUUAGUGCCGUUACGAAAGGUUGGAAAAUGAAUCCUGUAGAGUUUGAUUCUGUAUUUAAUCAAAGUAGACAUACAUGGUCAUUUGGUUCACCAGAUAUAUUGCCUAUGUUUGCUGAGGGUGCCUCAGAUCCAGAAAGAGUUGACACUUUUAUGUAUGGACAUGAAAGCGAAAACUUUGCCGAAGAUGCUGCUGAAUUGGAUACGUGGACAUUCAAUAAAUUCGCCCAACUUAUUUCAAAUUCAUCAUCUGAUCUCAAACUUUAUCAACAACUACAUGAUGAUAAAAUUGUUAUAUUUUUGCAUUUGCUUGGAUUGGAUACAAAUGGGCAUGCUUAUGGUCCUCAUUCUAAAGAAUAUUUAGAUAAUAUUAAAGUUGUUGAUGAUGGAAUUUACAAAACUAUACAAUUACUUGAUGAAUUUUACGGAAACGAUAUGAAAACUGCUUAUAUUUUUACUUCUGAUCAUGGAAUGAGCAAUAGAGGUAACCACGGUGAUGGACAUCCGGAUAAUACACGUACUCCAAUAGUGGCCUGGGGUGCGGGUAUAAAUAAACCCAACAAGGAUCAUCCGACUGGUCAUGAUGAAUUUUCAAUGGAUUGGCAACUUAAUAGUGUUCAACGUAAUGAUAUACUUCAAGCUGAUAUUGCCCCUUUAAUGGCUUCUUUAAUAGGGAUCAAUUAUCCUGUAAAUUCUGUUGGUGAAUUACCUUUGAAAUAUCUUAAUAACACUCCAUUGUUCAAAGUUCAAAGUGUUUUUGUAAAUGCUAAAGAAAUUUUGGAGCAAUACCAAGUUAAAUACGAAUCAAAAAAACGUACAAAGCUAAUGUUCAAAUCAUUUGCUCCUCUGAGCAAUUCUACACAUUCUCCUGAUGUUUUUAUAAACGAUAUUCAGCGCCUUAUAGACACCGAAAAAUAUGCAGAAGCAGAAACUUUGUGUAGAAUAUUAAUUAGCCUGUGCUUGGAAGGAUUGAGAUAUUUCCAAACAUAUGAUUGGUUCAUGCUAAGGUCUAUAGUUACGGCUGGAUAUGUUGGAUGGAUUGUAUAUAGCUUGAAAUUUACGCUCAAAGAAUAUACGUUUAAUGACAGCACACAAUCCAUUAUCAACAUUAUUUCUGUAAUUUCCCUAGCGCUGCUAAUUUGCAUUCUUUAUGUUGAAGAAUCGCCUAUAACAUAUUACACCUAUGUAAUAUUUCCUAUAUAUUUUUGGAGAGAUGUCAUAAAAGAGCGCAAUAUAAUUUUAGAUUGCUGUAAAUCUGCAUUGGAUAAUCAGAGCAUCUUCACAUUAAUAAUAUACAUUAUUGGAUAUAUUAUAGGAUUAGAAAUUUUGGCAAGUCUUAUAUCCACCGUUUAUAUGGUUUAUAGCUAUUUUGAACGUAGUGUAUUAAGUGUUUGUUUUAUACUAGCAGCAUCAUAUCCAUGGUUUAUUUCAUCAAAAAUAUGGAAUGGGAAUUCGACAUGGUUUUUCGCAUGGACAAUUUCAUGCCUAUUUACUAGUAUUUUCACAUUGUUACCAGUAGAAAAAGGAGAGGACAUUACAUUAGUGGUUCUUGGUGGAUUAUUGAUCGUUAUUACAGGAUGUAUUGCUCUGUGGAAAAGUCCUAAAUUUACGAUUGGAUCACAUACCAGUGUAAGAAAUAUGAUUGGAUUUCAGGUUGGAUUGGUUGUAUUAAGCAUAAUAGUUGUAUAUGAUACUACCAAUAAACUAAAAGAUAAGGCUGGACUACCUUUCUUAAAUCAAAUUAUUGCGUGGAUAAUUUUAGUUAUUUCAACUGCAACUCCAUUUGUUUAUGGACUUGGAAAACAACAUUAUUUUCAACGUUUGACCACUAUAUCACUUUCAUUUGCUCCAUUAUUUGUAAUACUGAGGCAAACCCGCAAAUUAGAGAUUGAAGAUAUUCGAAUAGCUCUAGUAUUUUUGUUUUUCAUUAAUGUAGCAUUUUUUGGUACAGGAAAUAUUGCAAGUUUAAGUAGUUUUUCUUUACAAAGUGUAUACAGAUUAACCACCGUCUUUGAACCAUUUUUAAUGGUGGUUCAUGACAUAUCAGAGUUUCAGGAUGGAGAAGAACGUAUUUUAGUUUUAAAAGAUUCUUCUAUACUUGAAAAUGAAGAGGAAGGAGAUCAAUUGGUCUCAAUACAGAUAGAGGAGCAACAAAGACUCAAAAAGAACCUAGAAAACAAAAAAAAGAAACCAGUUUAUACUGGCUAUGACGACGAAGAAUUUAAUUUUGGAGGUGGUGUAACUAAAAAGAGCAUUUUGUCACAUUACGAUGAAGAAAUAGAGAAAGAUAAAAGAACUGGAUUUAUGCUAGACGGUGACGGCACAGUUAAAUUGAGUGAAGAUGAUUUACGAAACCAAGUGUCUGAAAAACUAAGGUCAAAUGCUGUUUCUCUAUCUUUUGACAAAAUGAAAGAGAUUCAGGAUUAUUACACCAAAGAAGAAGCAGAAAUCACUUUUAAGAAGCCUAAAGUCAAAAAGAAGAAAAAAGUCCGACAGAAGACUGUAGAUAAUGAUUCAUUGAUAACCGAAAAUCAAGUCAAUGAUCCUAACUCAAUGGAAAUAGAUUCAACAUCAUCUCUUACGACCACACAGAGUAGAAGGCGAGAAAAUCUGGAUGACGUGAGUUUUGUUGAUGAUGAUGAACUCCAACAAGCUCUAGCCAGAGCAAGAAAAAUGGCCGCCAAAAAAGUAGCGAAAGCUUCAGUGGAAGAAAUUGCAAGAACUUUGACACAAGAACGAGAAACGCAGGAGGAAGACGAUGAUGUGCCUGAUAGUGGAUUGGUGAUUUCAGACACAUCAGAAUUUGUUCGAUCUCUGUCAGUGGCUUCAACAGCAUCAAAAUUUAUAGAAAAAGCUACUGAAGAAGACGAAAAUGGUGGCUGGAAAGUAGCCGGCGUAGUUGAAGACCAGGACAUGGCCAGCAUUAAUGAGGAACCAAAACUGGUUGGCGUAGUCGAAGAAGAACCACUGGUCAGUAAUGGAAUGGCAGCAACAUUAGCUCUUUUACAGCAAAAAGGAUUCUCAAUCAAGCCAACUGAAGAACAGCUUGAAAAAGAGCGUAUUCAAAAAGAAAGACAAAAAUGGCUUGCUGAACAGCGUAGAAGAGAUCUUGAAAGGCAAAAUGAGAGAGAACGUGAAAAGCAAAGAGCCAAAGAAAAGGGCUACCGUGGAGGAGGGGGCGGUCGAGAUAAUGACAGUAGUUAUCGCGAUCGUGAGCAUCUUAGAGAAAUGGAAGCGAGAUUUAAAGAUUAUAAACCGGACAUUAAUUUGGAGUAUGUUGAUGAGUUUGGUAAUCAAUUAACACCUAAAGAGGCAUUCCGUCAAUUAUCUCAUAAAUUCCAUGGAAAGUCGUCUGGAAAAUCUAAAACUGAGAAACGUCUCAAGAAACUUGAAGAAGAACGCAAAUUAAAAGCGAUGAGCAGUGUUGACACACCGUUGAACAUGGCAACCGCUUUGCAAGAGAGACAAAAAGCUAGUGGAAGUGCACAUGUUGUUUUGUCUGUCGGUAAUAGAGCUGUUGUUCCAAAUAGCAUGAUGCCAAACAAUGAUACCAGAGCCUCUAAAUCAGUUCCUAGUGUUUUAUCAACCAAUGGUCCUAAUAUCAUUACGGUUAACGGCGGGUUAACAGGCCAAAGCAUGAAUGCACCAGAGAGAGAAAAGGUAACAUUCGGGCUAAAACGUAAAGCCGAAGCCGAGACUGAAAAACCAUCAAAAAAAUCCAAAGAUGAAUAG
Molecule: messenger RNA, 3975 nt
Organism: Dentiscutata heterogama
Lineage: Eukaryota; Fungi; Glomeromycota; Glomeromycetes; Diversisporales; Gigasporaceae
Source: the annotation of a GenBank genome assembly